Mycena citricolor is the source of this 1673-nucleotide messenger RNA. Lineage: Eukaryota; Fungi; Basidiomycota; Agaricomycetes; Agaricales; Mycenaceae. The record is from the annotation of a GenBank genome assembly.
UUUCGCCUCUCUCCUAAACUGUUUCUCGUCGCCGUUUGCGCUCCGCAGUGCCGAUAGUGACGCAUGCUCCACUUUGAUACUUUUGACGCGUGGUUGACCAUCGAUGGGCAGGAGGCGGUCGAGUACGGCGUCGAGACCGCCGCCGACGAGAAGAAGGUCACCUGCUGGAUCGCGUCGCAAUUAGGCAAGACUUUCGCGGUCCAUGUGAGAAGCAACGGAUAUCUGGGCACCAUUGCGGUGUGCACCACGAUGGACGGAAGAGAUACUGGCGGGCGGGGCAUGCCCGGCGGGCUGCGGACGCCUUCGACGGUGUGCAUAGAUGGAGUAUCGGGUGAAAAGGAUAAGAGACCGUUCAUGUUCUCAUCCCUAGAGCUCUCCGACGACGAUCGUCUCUUGGGGCAGUCGUCCGUGCAUCAAGACCUGGGCCGCAUUGACGUUCAGCUCAUUCCUGCCCUCUUCUCGAAUCCAGUUCCCCGUCACGAUUACGUUUCGCUCGAGGCACUCAAGAUCCACGAACGGUCGAAAAAGGCAGUCACACAGCACGUCUCGUACGUCUGUCCUCUGUCUUUGCUGCUGCUGCGUACUGCUGAGACUCUGCACGUCUAUGAAGACUGGGACAGUCUACGGAUCUACCCGUGCCGUCUCGAUUUGUCGCUGCGCACCGUCUCGGAGCGGAUCUGGUCAAUUUCUCGUUCAGGUAUCGACCCCUCGGUGCGUGCUGCUCAGUGGCGCUUGUGUGCACAUGACUUUGGAAAAAGCCUGACUCCCAGCAAAGAGGUCUUGCGCGCCAACGGCAUCGCGCCGCCGGCAGUCAGACCCCCGUCGCCUCCGGCGCGCGAGGUGAAACCUCUCCGAGAUACGAACUCUGUCGAGGUGAAGGACGAGAAGAAGAUGGAAGUCAAGCGUGGCGCAGGCGACGUGAUCGAUCUCACCGUCGACGAUUCUCCGCCGAAGAAGAAGGUCAAACGAGAGAACAAAGCCCACAUCGUGGGUGAAGUGAUCGACCUUACUUGAGACCGAAACGGCGCCAUCUGUCGUGAUAUAUCUGUCCUGAGAGUAAUUCCUUCGAAUAAUCCUUAAAUUCUUAAAAUCUACGAUAUAGUUGUCUCAUACAAUGCAUUGCAAUAUUAGCUGCAACUGUCAAGCAGAUUGGUAACCAAUCUUAUCAAACAUUUCCGGUCUGAAAACGGAGCAAAUUCGAAAGCCAUGAUUUUGAUAUUGUCCCCGGCUUAAGUACGAUUAUAUACAUACAUUUUACGAGAGAGAGAAAAGAAACCAGCCCCUCAAACGGUGAACUGGCCCGUGAGCUUCAAGUUCCUCGAGCUCGCUCCCACGCUCACUCCGAACGUACCCGAGGGCACGACCCAGGUCUGGCUCGGCACGUCCCACACGCUCACAUCCUUCACCCGCAGCGGGAUCUGCACACUCGUGCUGCGCCCGGGCUCAGCACCUUCGUGCGCGAGAACCCGCGCAGCACCCGCGGCGGCUGCCCGGACCCGGCCGGGAACGUGAGGUACAGCUGCGCCACCUCGGUGCCGGCGGCCGAUCCCGCGUUCUUGACGCUGAACGACACGGUCAGGAACGUGUCGUACAGAUGCGCGGGCCCGCCGAUCGGGGCGACGGGCGAGGACAGGGCGCCGGAGGCUGUGCUGGUCGGCGAGGCUGACUUGGAU